Uloborus diversus is the source of this 6311-nucleotide messenger RNA. RefSeq names its product E3 ubiquitin-protein ligase LRSAM1-like. The coding region runs from base 2 to 2185 and encodes 727 amino acids. Lineage: Eukaryota; Metazoa; Arthropoda; Arachnida; Araneae; Uloboridae. The transcript is spliced from 25 exons. The record is from RefSeq and is a predicted model, not a curated record. Gene Ontology annotation, molecular function: protein binding.
GAUGCCGUUUUGGGGAGAUUCAAGCAAGGAACAUUUCAAAGCAAAAUUAGAGCAUAAAAUGUGCAUUGCUAAAGAAACCCCAGAAUCUGAUUUUGAUUUAUCUGAUUGUAAUUUGAGUGAGAUUCCUUCAGGUGUAUUUUCCAUGUGCAGAGUUUUUUUGAAGAAGUCUCUUCUUUUACAAAGUAAUCAACUUACAAGCCUACGUGGUGGUGGAUCAUUAAAAGAUCUUAACCAGUUACUGGUGCUUAAUCUUAAGGAUAACAAAAUAGCUUCUUUACCCGAAGAUUUUUCUUACCUAGCUUCUUUACAGGAAUUGAAUCUCGAGAAUAAUCGUUUGAAAAAGUUACCUAUUUCAUUUAGCAGAUUAGCAAAUCUUCGUUGUCUGAAUUUAAAAAAUAACAAGUUAACAGCUUUCCCUGAGCAGAUUUGUUCGCUGACAUCAUUAGAAGAUUUAAAUUUACUUUGUAAUUCCAAAAUUAAAUUGCUACCGCAAGCUAUUUGUAAUUUGCAUCAACUUAAAUCUUUUGAUAUUGAUACAAACAGUAUACUUUAUCCACCAAAUGAAGUGUGCAAUAAUGGGCUUGAAUGUAUUAUGAAAUUUUUUUGUGAUGAAAUGGGAAAAGAGUAUUCUGCGAUAAAAUAUGAAGUGCCACAAAAGCAAACUGAUGAUGAAAGCUCAAAUCCUGAUAGUGAAUCAUCAGAUUUAUCUGCACCUUAUCUUCAGUACCAAAGAGCAAAGGAGCAGCGUCAAAAAGAUCUCAUUCUUAUGGAAGAAGCUCUUAAAGAAAAUUCUGCCGUUCAGUCUACAUCAUCUGUAAAUGCAAGUUCAAGGAGACAAAAACUACUCGAAGACAUUGUGCAGGAACAAGAGAGAAUGGAAGGAGAAAUAAUGCUAUUACAAAAUAAAAAGGAAAAAGAAAAGCAAAACCUGCUGUCAAUCCUUGCAAAUGUUGAAAAUCACUCAGCACAAUUGAUAGAACAACUUAUGAUUUUGAACGAUCGAACAAAAAAUAUUGAUAAAAUGUUAGCAGUUUUGGAAAAAGACAGGUUAGAAAAUGAGGAAAUGUUCACAGUCAAGCAGGAAGAAUUGGAACAGUUGCGAAAGAAAGAAGUUUUAGAGGCAAUGACAGAAAUGCUUCGGCAAGAAGAAAAGCACCGGAAGUAUGAAAUAGAAAAGGACAGUAUUGCAGCUGAACUUCAGAAUAAUGAAAAUGAGAGCAACUUGAAAUUAUUAAAUAUUUUCCAAGAAAGAGAAAUUGAUCAACAGAUUCUUAUAAACAGCCUUUUGGAGCAGGAACAAUAUCAAAAAGAAGCGUUUGAAGCUCUUCAAUUGCAAAAAGACUUGAGGCAUCAAGAUAUUAUUCACCAGAUUCAUUUAAUUGAAAAGGAACUCUCUGGGCUUACGCAUGCAGAAAUUAAAAAGAGGAAUUUAAAAAUUGAUUCAGAAGUGAAUUCCUUGGCAGAACACAGAACAGCUCUAGCAUACUUGUUAACGGAGCUUCUGUCUGCAAAAGAGCAACGAGAAAAACAACUACGAGAUAGACUUCAACAAAUGGAAUUGAAGAGAGCUGAUGAAAUGAAAGAUUUUUGGCUGAUUCAGUAUCAAAAACUUCUAGAUAGUAAACCUAAAGGUGUUGUGGAUGCUGAAUUGGAAAUGGAUCCAGAUGUUAAAAGAGCCUUAAUGAAUGCUUUGGCAGUGGAUUACUUGCCUUUAUUUGCUGUCAAAAGGAUUACCUUUUCUGAAUUGCUUACCUUUACUGCUCAAGACUUAAAAAAUAUAGGUGUCCUUGAUGAAUCGGCAUGUUUGAGGAUCUUAGGAGAAACACAAGGAAUUCAGAGAAAGAACGAAAGAGGUGAUUUUCCAUUGUUUAAAGAAGGUAUCACUCCCGAACCAUCGGCACCGCCUGUUUCUGAUCCAAGUUCACCGGAGCUUUCAGAAUCAUCAACACCAUCUGCGGCAGAAUUUCUUGAAGGGGUUCAACCAUCUGCACCUUUGUUAUCUCCUGAUAGUGAAAUUAAGCUUUGGCGUCAAGCUGAAUGUGUCGUUUGCAUGGAUGUACAAAGUACUGCUGUCUUCUUGCCAUGUGGACAUGUGUGCUGCUGCCAAAAUUGUUCAAGUACAAUUUCACUAUGUCCUAUGUGCCGCACUGCUGUCGCUUCGAGGUUCAUACUCACUAUGUGCUAAGUUUUAAACAGCCUUUUGCCAUAAAAUGGAGAAAUAAAUCACAGCUAUGUGCCUUCAAGUUUAUAUAUGCAAAGAAUGUCUCUAGCAGCCUAUCUAGGGUAUGGCAGGUAGAGCAGAUGCCCUAAGGGCUGCUUGAAAGCGGAUCCAAAAAGCACACUUCUUGCUAUGCACUUGGUAUAAUUAACUGUCCUUUGAAUUUCAACUUCAAUAGCAUAUUGAACGAGAUUUCUAGUCAUGCACUACAAAGUAGCCCCAGAGUUAAGCAGUGAGUAAUGCCGAUUACAAGGAAAAAAAAAACUGAUUUUUCUGCCAUGGGUGCCAAAUACCAUAGGUAUGCUUCUGAAUAUUCUCAUAUCAAGCUAAUGUUGGUGAUUGAAUUACGCAUAUUGUGAACGGCACCUUUGUAUUGCAUUAUGCAAGCAGAGCAUCUCACAAAAAAAAAAAAAAAACUAAGAAAUUUAAGUUCAAUACAAAGGAACAAAUUAUGAUUUAUUACAUUGAUAAAAUUAUUUUGCAGUGAUGUAGUUUACACCAAUAUAUUUUCAAAAUUUAAUAGUAUGUUCAGGUCAAGGUUGAUUGCUAUUUAAAGUAUGGCCCAAGUUAAAGUAUGGCUUAAGUACAUUUAUUACAGGGCUUGAUCUUGCCAUCCCUUCAAGUUCUGUCAAGCUUUGAAACAGGCCUGACAUUUAGGGGGGUCAGGAGGGGGAAAUUGACCCUCCCCUGACUUUGAAAACUAAUUCCAUAUAAGUGGGCGUGUUUUUUAGUUGUUUUUCGGUAUAAUAUGCAUUGAGUAUAUGCCCUUUAACACCUCCUCCUGGAAAAAUUUUAAAUGAUGGGCCUGCUUAGAAAUAGAUAUGUACAAAAUAAGUUUUAAUCUCACCCCUGGCCCCAUUGUUGCUGGGCCCGUAGGCUCCUCCAUGUGGGGGCCAUGACUUAAAGUAAAAAAUCCUAAAACUUGCUGAGAUAAUUAAAUAUCAGCUAUCAGUCGGAUAUAGUGCCAUAACUGUUCUAAAUUAGAGAAAAUAAAGUCAAUGUGUUUUCUGCUCUGCAAAAUUGAACAAUAUAUUUUGUUUGAAUGUUUAAAUGUUAUUUUAAAUUAAACUCUAAAAACAAGCACAUUUUUGUUCCUGAAUUAUUUAAAUUCUUAAACAAUAUUAUUAUUCUAGAUAGUUUUAAACUCAUUAAAAAGGGUUGAAGGCUUCAGGCACUUUUUUUAAUCAAAAAAAUAUUGACGGUAAAUGAAUUGUGACCGUACAACUAAAAAGAGAAUCAUUCAGCAAAAUUACUCAUAAAACUAGUAGACUGAGGCACAUUCCAUACUACUCAAGGAAAUAAAGAUUACAUUGUUUUUGUUUGAAACAUUCCAAGAAUUUAAAAGUGAAAGAAAUACCUUUAUUUUACCUAUUAUUUGAAAAAAAAAAAUGUGCCCUGUCUAAUGGGUUGAAACUGAAAUGCUAUACAUUCUUCACAAAUUAAAAGAAAAAGUUUAUAAGUCAGAAAACUAGCAGUUAUCCUCUUUCCUUUACAAUCAAAAUGAACAAAAUCCAUUAUAACACAGAGUUGUGAAGGCAUGGAACAAAAUAAAACAUGAUGGAAUAAAGAAAGAGUUUUGUACAUCAAAGAGGACUGCUUGUGCAUAUUUAAAAAUGUAACCUGGUAAAUGUAAAUGCUAGAAAUAAUUAACUCUUAAAGGAAAACAUUCCCCUAUAUGGCAAUUUGAAAAAUGUACACUUCUUUUAAAAAUGUUGCUGUAAAAUUAUUUUAAAAAUAAAGUAUGAAAAUCAAAGGAAAAACCCAACAGGAAAUUAUUGACUGAAUUCUUCAUUUUUGUGAUUAGAAAAAUUUUCUAUCAUGAAGUCAAAUAAAAGAGAUAAAGGAUAAGGGAUUUGCAAUAUGCUCAAGUAGAGUAGUGUCCUAAUGCUCACUAACAGAUAUACAGUAGACCCUCAUUUUGCGCGGGGGUUACAUUCCAUGGAAAUGCCGCGUAAAUCGAAACCACGUAAAUUGAGACCUAAUACUAGUGUUAAAAUAGGGAUUUGGUUCCGUAGAUAACAAAAUACUUCAUUCUAGUGAUGACUAAUUGCAUAAUAAGUUUAAUGUGUACUUAUAUCGACUUUUAUGCACAACAUUCAUAAAGAAAACAUAUAUUAAUUUCGUGUUCUGUUUAUAAAGAGAAGCUGGCUAUGAUAGUCUUUUGGCAGUCAUUAAGAAUUUUUCUCUGUAAUUCUUCGCAGAGCAUUAACGCAUCCAUGAUCACUUGCAUCAUUUCCAUAAUAAUCUUCCUUCCCUAACAAAUCAGAAAGAUCAUUUCUAUUAUCUAGGAAUGGCUCAAAAUUUUCAAUGCAAACUUUUUUGAUUUGUGCGUCAACGUCGGUAUCCUCAUUGGUUUUAGCUUCCUUUGGCAUUCCUAAAAGCUCUUCUUCCAGUGAGUUCUGAACUGUGUGAGUUUAAUAACUUUACUUGUGGAAAGAGCUCUAGAACUGAUUGCAUAAAAUGUCUCCAGUGGCCCAAGCUCGAUUAUUAGCACUUCAAAAUGCAGUUUAUUAUGUGUAAUCUGCAAUCUUUAGGAGUUUGGAUUUUGAAAGAGGGGAAAAUUUUAUCUGUUUGCACUGCUGCAUCCGCAUAAAACCGAAACUCAUCCACGUUAAAUAAAAUAAAGGUGUCAAAUCUUAAACCGCGUAUAAUCGAAACCGCCUAAAAUAAACCCGAGUAAAACGAGGGUCGUCUUUUGUAUAUCAUCAAUUUAUAUGAAAUAUUAAGAAAUUAGCAAAACUGAAAUGCUCUUUUCAUAAUUAAUUCCUCUAAAUCCCACAGUAAUUUGUUGUAAGGCAAACUUUUGAUUAGUAUUUUAUAAUAACUUUUGUACAGCAUGAAACUUUUUUUAAUUCUAUUCAAGUGCCAAUGUAAAAAAAAAAUCAAUUAGAAAUAGUAUGCAAAGUUGAGAUAGCGUAUAGUAAAAUCCUGUUAAACUGUGCCUUUUUAUACAUCAUGUCCCCCAACCAUUUAGAAAUUUUGUUCUUUUUUGUUACAGGUACUGCACUCGUUUUAAUGGCACUUGCGACUUGUUUAUGUUCUAAACUGGCGAAAACAGAGAAAUUUCAUUUAGGUCCCCACCACGUUUGAAAUUUAUGUUGAUGAAGUUUUUAAUGUGUUGCUUUAUUUCGCUCACAGAUUAUUUUGAUAGAACAUUUCAUGUUAUUUAAUGACCAGAUUAUUUUGCUUUUUUAUGGAUUAAUUUUAUUAUUAGCUGGCUUAUUUUUCAUCUUAAUGGAAGUUUUAGUCUUGUUUAAUGGCUUCUUUUGUUUAAAAUUCCAUUAAAAAGAAUAAAUAGUCCUUGGUGUUACCAAACAAAAAGGUUUCUACGUAACUUUGACCAAACAUGAGGGGUAAAGUGUAAUGAAAAACCAAAAUUGGAAAUGUGCCAAGUGCAGUACCUAUGACGGAAAAAAAGUAGCAGAACUGUUCUUCUUAAUAUUGUUUUCUUUCCAGUCCAGUGAUGUGUAACUUCUUUUAAAAUGCUCUUUAUUUGUGCAUUCCAAACUCUUUAUAUUUCAGGGAAAUAAAUGCAUGUGACCCCCCUCAAGUUUUACAGUAUUAAUGACUAAAAGGUUUUUGUGAAGUACUUUUCCCUCCAUCUAAAGCUGCCCCUUUUACCCCUUUGUCCUUGCUAGUGGUUUCUGCUCAGGCUAUUGUUAAUAAGUCUUCUAUGAUAUUAUUUUCAUAUUUAUCUCAAAUCUAUUCUAGUGUAAUCUAUACAGUGAAUAGUUUGCAGAGUAAGUUUUUGUAUUGUUAACAUUCAUUUACGCCAGUUUCAAUGCAGCUACUGUAACAAACAAAUCUGCAACAGCACAAAAUCUUUUUAAAGCAAAAUUUCUUAAUUUUUCAAAAACAAUUUGCUUGAAGAUAAGGGUUCAUAUAUGUUUUGCAUUUUUUGACUAUAUUUUGUGAUGGAGCAUCUUGUAGCCUUUGAAGAGGGGAUAAUGCUCAUUAGCUAGAUAAUUCAGGAGUUUACUUUCAAAACGGAUUAUAUCCAGUUUUAUAUUAUUUUGGCAAAACGAAAAAAAAACGUUUUCGAACAAACACUAACGAAGUUUCAAAUUUUUCAGUGUUUUGAUAGAAUAACAAG